ACUUCAGUCGUAUUUUAUCACUCUGGCAGGCAGGACACGGUUUGUCAAAAACUUCACAGAUAAGAGCAACAUACUACCGUACAAAGGAAAAUCGCAAACACCGGUAAAUCUUCCACCGUUGAUUUCAAACAAAUGCGGUUUACAGUUAAAUUCCAACAGUCAACAUACUAAAAGCAAGAUGUCGCUCAGUACCAGUGCAAAUUUGGUGAAAUAUUUACUAUUUCUAUUCAACUUUCUUUUCGUGAUAACGGGCAUCUCGAUUAUGGCGGUAGGCCUAACUGUUCAAGGUGCCUAUCACAACUUCUCCGAUAUCUUAGAUCCACAGUUCUUUAGCGUCCCUACGUUUCUGGUUGUGAUAGGAUGCUUUAUUUUUAUAAUCGCUUUCUUUGGAUGCUGUGGAGCCUACAAGGAAAACUAUUGCAUGACACUUACGUUCUCAAUAUUAUUGGUACUAAUAUUCAUAUUGGAAUUGGCAGCUGGUAUCAGUGGGUACGUGCUGAGAAAUGAUACCUACAAUAUGGUAUCGAAGACUUUACGCAAUUCGAUGACGCAAUACGGUGGAAACUCGAGCCAUGAAAUCACAAUUCUCUGGGAUGAAAUUCAAGUUGAUUUCGACUGUUGUGGUGUUGACAGCUCGGACGAUUGGAUUAAAAGUAAUGACAAGCUAUUCAAUGCCACAACCCUUCCGAUGACGUGUUGCAGGACGGCCGUUGGAACUAUCGGUUACAUAAAAUGCCCGGAUUCAGAAUUUCCGGACCGCAUGCGAAAGGACGGAUGUGUUAAGUCGUUUGGAAACUACAUUCGAUCGCAUGCGGUUAGUUUGGGUUCGGCUGGAAUUGCUAUCGCAGUUAUACAGUUUUUCGGGAUCUUUUUCGCAUGCUACCUAUCGAAACAGAUAAAAAUGCAACAUGGUCAUAGCGGAUUCUAAUUUAAUAAUGUGAUAGCCGUGCUGUUUAUAUAAAUUGCGUGCAAUAAAUGCACAUGUAAUAUAACAUUA
Malaya genurostris is the source of this 997-nucleotide messenger RNA. RefSeq names its product CD63 antigen-like. Bases 179 to 928 code for a protein of 249 amino acids. Lineage: Eukaryota; Metazoa; Arthropoda; Insecta; Diptera; Culicidae. The record is from RefSeq and is a predicted model, not a curated record. The transcript has 7 exons. Gene Ontology annotation, cellular component: membrane.